AAUGACACUAACCGAAAAUACUAUAUUAGGCAGUUAUAUUUUGAGAUGGUUGAAAAAAGAAAAGGAGAUUGAUCAACAUUUUGGACCAAGAAUCAAACCAUUUUGUGGAAAAUUUUUACUGGGUAGCAAAGUAAUGACAUUCGACAAUGAUGGUAGUGAAAUAAUUCUAAGUAAUCCUGAAAGAGAUGAACAAACUGGAGAAUUAGGUGUACGCAAGUUUCCAGUCACACAAGGCCUUUGCGAGCUGAUUUUCAUGAAAAAUCCCUACAUAUUUCUAGUAACUGAAAAAGAUAAACACAUUUACAGACGAAUUCUUAUUUGGACUAAUGUUUAUAGAAAAGGUUAUCGUACUGAUGGCAAAAUUGCUAAUUACAAUCAAACAAAGUAUAAGUCAAUAAUAAAAAAAAUACUACAACUCGCCGAUGAAGCUACUCCAAAGAAACCAUCAACAACAACAACAGCUGAUGAUGAUGACCUGCUGAAAAAAUCAUUAACACCAGCAGCAGCUCGUACACCAUUCAUGCAGCAGCAAAAGAAAGUACAAGGUCGAGGAUUGAAAACUCUGUACAAUAUUGUUCCAGACAACAGUGACAAUAAUACAUUCAUCGACUACAUUUACUGGAAUAACCCUAAUGAGUUGGUUGAUAGGCUCCACCUGCUUGAUGAAUCACACGCAGUUGGCAAUACUGGUCAUCAAAACGAAAUCAAUAAUCUACACGUGCCUAUUGUCUCAUGAUCUACGAUGUAAUUAAAGAAUACCGCCCCUUAACUGGAACGGUUCAUUCGGUCUGAUAAAGUAGUAGUAAGAUUAAAAAAACUUUUGAGAUUAUUUAAAUUUAAAAUAUAAUGUGAUUUGUAAACACAAACAAUGUGAUUAAAAAAAAAAUUGUGUAACAUUGUGUUGCUAAUGAAAAAAAAACAAAAAAAGGCUAUAAAGCCGAAAAAUCUAAUUGUCUUUUUAUUUUGUUGAACCAGCUAUUUAGUGUAUGAAAAGUAGAAGGAGGUAAAGUGUGUGUGUGUUCAAUUACAUUAUGAUGAUGAAUCCUACUAUCCAGGCCACCCAU
Molecule: messenger RNA, 1064 nt
Organism: Nilaparvata lugens (brown planthopper)
Lineage: Eukaryota; Metazoa; Arthropoda; Insecta; Hemiptera; Delphacidae
Exons: 2
Coding region: 2-736 (244 amino acids)
Source: RefSeq, a predicted model, not a curated record